AUGUCUUUUACAAACCUUGUUCGAUUCGAAGAUGACCAAGGUGCUAUACAUUACGGCGAUGUUCCAGAGGAUUGCCUCCUAGAUAUCAUUGGGUGCCGAGUACCCAUUCUCGCCGGGGACCAAUUUGAAGAUUCACUUCAACUCACGGGUCAACAGGCGGUGGUCCACAAGAUCCUGCCGCCGGUUGACAGCGUGCCUGUUUUCCUUUGUAUUGGGUUGAAUUAUGCCGAGCACGCGAAGGAAGCAAAUCUUCCAAUACCACCAAGCCCGGUCCUAUUCAUCAAACCAGCCGGUUGGUCCUCCCCUGAUUCUUCUAUCACGAUUGAUCCCAGUACCUUUCCAGUAUUGAGUUACAGGUCAACUGAAGAGGCUGUGUAUACAGAUGCUCUCGCCGGGCCGCAUGAUCAAAUAGAAAUACCACAUCAUGCCAAGAUGCUGGACUACGAGGGUGAGCUUUGCUUUAUUGUGAAGCGAGACGCGAAGAAUAUUGCUGCCAGCCAGGCAUUGGAGUACAUACUCGGUUACACGGCAGGAAACGACAUUUCGUCUCGGCUAUGGCAGCGUCCUCCUUUGGCCGGUGGGCAAUAUUGUUAUGCUAAGGGUUUCGACAAGUUCGCGCCUAUUGGUCCGACGGUACGACACGCAAGAAAAAUAACCAUGGACAGCGUUAGUCUCCAGACGCUGGUCAACGGCAAAGAGAGACAGAGCACUGUAGCCAGCGAUAUGUUGUUUUCUCCCAGCAAGAUUCUCGAGCAUCUUUCCAGCGGCUGCACGACACUGGAGAAAAGCCGUUCAAAUGCCCUAAGUGCGAUCAACGAUAUGCGCGAAGACCAUGUUCGACGUGAUAGAAAUUCGCAACAAGCAGGAAUAUUAGCACCUCUCACGGCUAUCAAUAACCCAGACAGUGAUGCGAGAGUGCAGGACAACACAUCAUCUACCAGCAAUUCUCCGGUUGAUGCAAUCUAUGAACAUAUGUCAACCUCAAAUAUUGUUCUCCCCGUGGAUGAAUGGCUUUCAGCUCCAACAAAACGGGUAAAUGGCAAGGGCGAACGCUUAUUCGUCCCCCAACAGAUGGAAGAGUCCAAUGUUUGUCAUGGUCCUGUAGCAGAGGACUCCCCAAACUACGACUCUUCUUCAUUCAUACACUAUGCUCCACUUCUGGAUCAGUCGAUAGUCCACUCAUGGCCAUUAUCUACUACAUCGUACCCUUGCUACGACCCCAGUGACAUCGAUCUGAAUGUUGCAUUCACCGGAGCCAACGUGUUAUUUGAAAGCACCGGUCAGCCUCUGGAGGAGGGACCUAGUCCGUUCGUGAUAGAAUCCCCAUCCCUAGGGGUGCCGGUGAUACAUAGUAACGCACCCAAAGAAACGGAAGACCCCCGUGAAUCACUGGGACUUGAUUCACUGAAACGCAUUGAGCAGAUGUGGUCCGGCAAAGGAAUUUCUCAGCCGGCGCUUCUCGUUCGGACAUUAUGGGACGACGUUACAGAGCACAAAGCGGCUAAUAUCCUCUCCGACCCUGCGGAGCAUGUUAAUUUGCCCUCAAAUCCUCCUUCAGAGCAUAGAUCUGAAUGCGGGAUGAAUAGCAAAAUCACCGAACGGUGUCGGGAAAGGCUCUUAGUAUUUCACAGUCUGACUCAAACCCCUCCAGGAAUAGCGCUGGCUUCAAAUGUGCCGUCGCCUUCUAAGUCUCAACAAAGUGAGCUUUCCUCUAGUCUAGCAACCGGGCCAUGCCUCCCGGACCUUCCGGAUAUAGAAUUUCCUUCAGUGGAAGUACUCGAUUUGAGCCUGAAGUUCUACUUCCGGCACGUCCAUCUGUCUUUGCCCUUCAUACAUCGGCCCACUUUCAAUGCCUCAGAGACACCAUGUUUGCUCCUGUUGCCGAUGAUCUUAAUCGGGUUUUCGAUUCUCGAUCCAUAUGGCUCAAAAGCCUUUGUCUCACGCUCCAGGGCGUACCUUAUCGAGUUGUGUCGAGCAGACCUGGCCUGCAAAGCUCGCGGAAAAUCGGGCUCCCCAUCGGGAUUGAUCCGUUCUCUAGCAUCCUCACUUCUAGUUUUGUACCUCAAUCUGGAAAGUCAGAUCGCCGAAAAGCAUGGCUUAUACGAGAUGCACCAUAAGCAGGACCUCAUUACGAACCUUCUUACAAAAACUUCUGAUAGUGAGAGUUAUUGGAUGCUGUGGGCAAGGAUCGAAUCUAUCAAAAUGCUGGUAUUAUGCUUGGUGCGUAUGGAUACGGCUUAUGCCCGCUUAAUGGGUACCAACGGGGUCAUUGAUCCCAACCAGGUCAAGGUCGUCCUCCCCGUAGACAAUGUUCUCUUCGAUUCACCCAAUGCGGAUAAAUUCGUGGAGGAUGUGAAGAUGGCAACAGCCGUCCCUAUGCCCGUUAUUCACAUGCGACAUUUUGCGGAAAGCGCCCCUAAAAGUGGAGUGAUGAACGGAUUCCUUCUGCGAGUGGUCUUGGAUCACAUCCAUAUCCGCGUCUCCAGCGCUCAGGUUCGGAUCUUGUCCGCCGCGGACGAUAACGUGCCGCAACUCUGCGAUUUUGCACCAGCCAGCCUGUAUAACCCGUCUGCGGAAGUGAAAGACAUUAACCACCAGCUUGUUGCUAUAUCGAGGAAUUACGCGAGUUUGCUUCAGCCGCCUGCUGACCCUCUCUCCCCAUUGUCAUGGAAUUAUCUAUGCAUGAUCAUAACCGCUCCAGUCGAACAGUUGGAGCUAGCAAUCGGUCGCCGCGGCCCACAAUGUGCUCCAAAAUCCCGUGCUGCUAUUGAGGUGUGGUCCAAGUCACCAGCCGCCAGGCGGGCGGUUUUGCAUGCUGCCCAAAUAUGCUACAUCCUCACCUUCGGCGCACACCCGCCGUUAUCCUCAGCGGAGAAGAAAUUGCUGCGAGUCGAAUCAAUGGUUUUCACCUCGGCCUUGGUACUUGGUCUGUACUUUUCCACGGAAAGAACAUAUAUUUCUUCUUUCAGACUGGCCGAAGAUAGCAAUCCACCCAGUGCGUUGGAACUCUUGCAAGAUAUUGACUGGGCUAUCGUCAAUGGCGAGGGAUUUGCAGAGGACUGUGAUUGGACCUUGGCUCUCCACAAUACUGAGCGAUCUACCUCAGCUCAGUUUGCAGGAGUCCAAGCCAGGGACUUUAUUCGACAUGGCGAGCUACCACUUUCCUUUGAUGGUAAAUCUCAAUUGCAAGGCGUCAAAAUGGCCGCCAGUGUUUUUCAGGAGUAUGCCUAUAUUCUUGAUCAACUUGGUGGGUCUGCUGGGUCUCAUGGAUCUGGGAGUGACUUUGCAAAUAUAGCAAGAUCAGUUAGUGAUAUUCUGGCGUCCUGA
Molecule: messenger RNA, 3327 nt
Organism: Penicillium arizonense
Lineage: Eukaryota; Fungi; Ascomycota; Eurotiomycetes; Eurotiales; Aspergillaceae
Exons: 9
Coding region: 1-3327 (1108 amino acids)
Biological process (GO): DNA-templated transcription
Molecular function (GO): catalytic activity; DNA binding; zinc ion binding
Source: RefSeq, a predicted model, not a curated record